UUUAAUUAUUAUUUUCUGGUAUGGAUAAGUCUCUUGAAGAGUGAUUUUUCUUCUAAUUUGGCAAGUGUAGUGAUUUUCCCGUUUCUAAUUUUCUAGUGGUACUCCGCCAUUUCUGAGCUGCUGCAGAUCGGCCAAAUGCCGGUUCCUACGUUUCAGUGUUUCACGGGGAAAUUACCCUGUGGAUAUAUAUAAAAUGAGAAAUCUACAGCCUCAUUCGGAUGAAACAAAGAGGAGGGAACAAAGUCACUCUGAUUAAUUCUCCAAAUUUUGUUUUGGGCUGUAACUAAACAUCCUUAUUUCUUUGCGACGAUGUCGUUUUGGAAAUACGUUAUCCCUCCCGGAUGGGUAUUUCUUGUAUUGGCUCUCUCUUUCCCGGCGCCGGUGAAAGCCGCCGACACCAUUAAAGUGCCCGGUCCCUGGAAGAGAGCCCACGCCACAUUCUACGACGGCGGCCCAUCAACAUACGGUGGAGCUUGUGAUUUCAAGGACGUGGUGCAAGAAGGCUACGGAAUGAACACGGCGGCGCUGAGCGGCGCGUUGUUCAAGGAAGGCGAGGCCUGCGGCGCGUGCUUCGAGCUGAGAUGUGUGGACGACCCGCAGUGGUGCAAGCUAGGCAAGCCGUCGCUCAUCAUCACCGCCACCGACCACUGCCCGCCCAACCCGUCGCAGCCCAGCGACAACGGCGGCUGGUGCAACCCACCAAGGGAGCACUUCGACAUCGCCCGGCCGGCGUUCAAAACGCUGGCGGAGGAGAAGGGCGGCAUCAUCCCCGUCGAGUACCGCCGGGUUCCCUGCAAGAAGCAAGGCGGGAUCCGGUUCACCAUCCUCGGCAACCCUUAUUUCAUCGAGGUGGUGAUUACGAACGUGGCCGGCGCCGGGGACGUGACCACGGCCACCGACCACUGCCCGCCCAACCCGUCCCUCCCCAACGACAACGGGGGGUGGUGCAACCCGCCGCUGGAGCACUUCGACAUCGCCCACCCGGCGUUCGGCCAGCUGGCGGAGGAGAAGAGCGGCAUCAUCCCCGUCGAGUACCGCCGCGUCCCCUGCCAGAAGCGCGGCGGCAUCCGGUUCACCAUCCUCGGCAACCCUUGGUUCAUCCAGGUGAUUGUGACGAAUGUCGCCGGCGCCGGGGACGUGAAGUCGGUGAUGGUGAAGGGGGACAAGGUGCCGUGGACGAGGAUGGAGCGGGACUGGGGGGAGACGUGGAAGACCGGCGUGCAUGAGCUGGUCGGAGAGUCAUUGACUUUUAGGGUCAAGACUACCGACGGGAGGUCGUGCACCGCGUGGCACGUGGCGCCUAAGGACUGGCAGUUCGGGCAGACUUAUGAAGGGAAGAAGAAUUUUAGGAUGUAAAAUGAAAUUCAGGUAAAAGAAUUAAGAUGGGUAUUUCUGAGAUCGAUGAUGGAGGUGAUUGGGUAUGAAAAUGUAAUUCGGAUGUGGAAUAUUUGGUAAUGGUAUAGGGUGUUGCUUUUGUAAUUAAGUAUGAUCAGUAUAGUGCGGUAGAUAAACGAAUUUAGCGUAUGGAAUGGAGGUGUAUGUAUAUUUUGUAAUGUAAAUAAGAGAAAAACUACAGGAUGGGAAUUAAAAAUUAUGCCUAAGAAGGUACUUCAACUUUUUUUGGGUAGAAAGUGAAACUAAA
This is a messenger RNA of Linum tenue, 1642 nucleotides long. The record is from the annotation of a GenBank genome assembly. NCBI's taxonomy places the organism in Eukaryota, Viridiplantae, Streptophyta, Magnoliopsida, Malpighiales, Linaceae.